UCUAAAAAAAAAUAAUACGGUACGUAUUUGCGGUGAUUUCAGCAUAACCAUAAACCCGCAGUUAAUUGUCGAUGAAUACCAUUUACCGACUACGGAUGAACUAUUGGCAGAUAUGGCUGGCUGUAAAAUUUUUGCUAAAGUUGAUUUAUCUCAGGCUUAUUUACAAUUGUGUUUGGAUGAAAAGAGCUCUGAAAUCGUCGUAUUAAAUACGCAUCGCGGUUUGUACAAAUGUAAACGACUGUGGUAUGGUUUAGCGCCCGCAGUUGCUAUUUGGCAACGUUUUAUGGAAAGCAUUUUAGCGGGGAUUAAAGGAGUCUCUGUCUUUAUCGAUGACAUUAAGAUGGGUGCGGCAAGUAGUAGUUUGUUAAUUGAAACAAUUGACGGUGUUUUUUCUCGUUUGAAUGCAUACAAUGUACAUGUGUGUAAAAGUAAGUGUACAUUUUUUGAAAAAUCUAUCGUUUAUUGCGGUUUAGUUUUAAGUGAACUAGGUAUACGUAAAAUGCCGGAAAAAAUGAUUGCUAUCGAGAAUAUGCCGCGGCCAACGAACAUUAGAGAAUUGCAGUGUUUCAUUGGUAUGAUAAAUUAUUACAAUAGAUUUAUCCCGAAAGUUAGUUCGAUUUUACACCCAUUUUUUGAAAUUUUACGUGGGAAGAAAACUUUUUCGUGGAACAUUGAUUGUGAAAAGGCUUUUCGUAAAGCUAAAAAUGUUUUUCAAAGCGAUGUUUGUUUGGCCUAUCUUGACCCCAAACUUAAACUACUAUUAGCUUCGGAUGCGUCGCCCACCGGAUGUGGGGCAGUUUUGUCCCAUUCCUAUCCAGACGGAUCGGAGAGGCCCAUUAUGUUUAUUUCAGCGACUUUUAAUUCAACGCAGAGAAAUUGGGCUCAAGUAGAUAAGGAAGCUUAUGCGAUUGUCUGGGCUGUUAAGCGUUUGUACCAAUACGUAUAUGGCAGAAAAUUCGAAUUGAUAACAGAUAAUAGAGCCAUUCAGCAAAUUUUUUCACCGGAUAAAAGUUUGCCUGUGUUCAGUGCGAUGCGUAUGCAGCACUAUGCAAUUUUUUUGCGGGGUUUUACGUAUACCAUUAGAUUUAAGAAAUCGGAACAUAACGCUAAUGCGGAUUGCCUGUCACGUUUGCCGGUACCGGGCAGCGUAGAGAGUGUUGAUGCACUGAGUGUGUUCUACAUUAACUUGGUGUCCACCAUACCAGUUACUUUUGAGGAAAUUAAAAAAGAAAUUGAUUCUAAGCAAGAUGCUGACAUUUGUAAAGUCAUUAAUUUGAUCAAACAAGGGAAAAAGUUAGAAUCAAAAGACACUUGGAAUUGUAACCCUUUGGAAUUUAAUUUGGAAUUUGGAAUACUGUUAAGGGGACACCAAGUUGUAAUUCCACGCAAACUUAGAAAAAGUAUGUUAGAUCAAUUACAUGUCGGUCAUUUUGGUAUUGUCAAGAUGAAAAAUCUGGCUCGCGGGUACUGUUGGUGGCCAAAUAUCAGUUUAGAUAUCGAGCAUAAGGCACGAAAUUGUUACGAGUGCAAUUUACAUAGCAGGAAUCCACCUGCGAAUAAACUGCAUAUUUGGGAACCAGCCAGUGUUCCUUUCGAAAGAGUACAUUGUGAUUUUGCGGGGCCUUUUCUUGGGAAAAUGUUUUUUCUAUAUGUAGAUGCUUUUUCUAAGUGGCCGGAAGUACAUGUGGUAAAAAACAUAAAGACUGAAACAAUUAUUUUAAAAUGUCGUGAAAUAUUUGCUAUUUUUGGACUACCUAAAAAUAUUGUGUCGGACAAUGGUCCGACGUUUAAAGCUACAGAAUUUCAUGAAUUUUUACACAGUCACGGCAUUUUGCAUCGAUUUUCUGCCCCUUACAACCCUCAAACAAACGGGCAGGUAGAAAUUUAUGUGAAUACGAUUAAACAAUCUCUUAAGAAAAUGUGCGAAAAAGUCUCAGAUGUGCAAGAAGCAUUAUUACAAGUGUUAACGCAGUAUCGUAUCACACCUCAGGUUACAACGGGCAAAGCUCCUUCUGAGCUAUUAUUUGGUACGAAACCGAGGUGCACUUUAGAUCUUUUAAAACCUGUACAAAUAAAACAAACGAUAGUGGAACAUAAUAAUCAAAUUCCGGUAAGAAAAUUCAAACUGAAUGAUCGAGUCGCUUGUCGUAAUUAUGCAAAUACACAAAAAUGGUUUUUUGGUAGAAUAUUAAAAAUUUUGGGAAAAUGCCAUUAUUUGAUUAAGUUAGAUGAUACCAGAAUUUGGAAAAGACACGUAAAUCAACUUAGAAAAAUUGGAGAAGGCAUUGAAAAUAGAAGUACGCCCGAUUAUGAUUAUUAUGUUCCACCUGAAGAGCAAAUGGUUUUUUAUGAGACUGUACAAAAUGAUGAUGUAUCUAACGCAGAGAUCGCGAAUGAAAGCGCGAAUGCUUCGGCGGGUGAAUUGGAUGAAACCCCUCCGGUUGGCCCAUCGGUCACGGAAAUAGAUAAUCCUGUUGUAGAAAGGCCUAUUUUAAUACCUAGGCGAAAGCGAAAGCGACAGCCAAAAUUUCCGGGAAAGUAUGAUGAAUUUAUUUGCGAUAUACCACCUAAAAGAAGUAAGAGUCAAUAAAAAUAUGUAUGUAUUGGGAUUUUUUUUUAUUUCGAGGGGGAGUGUCAUGUGUGCGCUAAAAUAUAAUAUAUAUAUAAUGUAGAGUAACGUAGGUGUAAGGAGACUAUGUAAUGAUAUUGUAAAAGUGCUCGUCAGUUCGUCGACGGCACGCUCACGGGAAAGACGUAAAUAAAGAUACACCUAUAUUAGUA
Molecule: messenger RNA, 2781 nt
Organism: Athalia rosae (coleseed sawfly)
Lineage: Eukaryota; Metazoa; Arthropoda; Insecta; Hymenoptera; Athaliidae
Exons: 2
Coding region: 113-2590 (825 amino acids)
Biological process (GO): DNA integration
Molecular function (GO): nucleic acid binding
Source: RefSeq, a predicted model, not a curated record